This is a messenger RNA of Prionailurus viverrinus (fishing cat), 1254 nucleotides long. RefSeq names its product V-set and immunoglobulin domain containing 8 (gene VSIG8). Bases 1 to 1254 code for a protein of 417 amino acids. The record is from RefSeq and is a predicted model, not a curated record. Gene Ontology annotation, cellular component: intracellular anatomical structure. NCBI's taxonomy places the organism in Eukaryota, Metazoa, Chordata, Mammalia, Carnivora, Felidae. The transcript has 7 exons.
AUGGCAGUCCGAGGAGCGUUCCACCUUCUGCUCGUGUGCCUGAGCCCAGCACUGCUGUCUGCUGUGCGGAUCAACGGAGAUGGCCAGGAGAUCCUGUACCUGGCAGAAGGUGAUAAUGUGAGGCUGGGCUGCCCCUACAUCCUGGACCCUGAGGACUAUGGUCCCAAUGGGCUGGACAUCGAGUGGAUGCAGGUCAAUUCAGACCCCUCACACCGGGAGAAUGUGUUCCUUAGUUACCAGGACAAGAGGAUCAAUCAUGGCAACCUUCCCCACCUGCAGCAGAGGGUCCGCUUUGCAGCCUCAGACCCCAGCCAGUAUGACGCCUCCAUCAACCUCAUGAACCUGCAGGUGUCUGACACGGCCACCUACGAGUGUCGGGUGAAGAAGACCACCAUGGCCAGCCGGAAGGUCAUCGUCACUGUCCAAGCGCGGCCCGCGGUGCCCCUGUGCUGGUCUGAGGGCCACAUGACCCACGGCAACGACGUGGUGCUCAAGUGCUUUGCCAACGGAGGCACCCCGCCCCUCUCCUACAAGUGGGCCAAGAUCAGCGGGCACACCCACCCCUACCGCGCCGGUUCCUACCACUCACAGCACAGCUUCCACUCGGAGCUCUCCUACCAGGAGUCCUUCCACAGCUCCCUGAACCAAGGCCUGAACAACGGCGACCUGGUGCUGAAGGACAUCUCCCGGGAGGAUGACGGGCUCUAUCAGUGCACGGUGGCCAACCACGUGGGCUACAGUGUGUGCGUGGUGGAGGUGAAGGUCUCAGACUCCCGGCGCAUAGGCAUGAUCAUAGGCGCAGUGCUGGGCUCCCUGCUCAUGCUGGGCUGUCUGCUGGUGGGCAUCUGGGGGCUCGUCUGCUGCUGCUGCGGGGGCGCCGGGGCCGGCGGCGCCCGCGGUGCCUUCGGCUACGGCAACGGCGGCGGGGUCGGCGGAGGGGCCUGCGGCGACUUGGCUAGUGAGAUCAGAGAGGACGCCGAGGCGCCCGGGUGCAAGGCCGGCGGGCGCGGCCGCAGCGUCACCCACCUGCUGGGGUACCCGACGCAGACCGUCAGCCGCUCCCUGCGCCGCAAGUACGCGCCCCCGCCCUGCGGCGGCCCCGAGGACGUGGCCCUGGCGCCCUGCGCCGCCGCCGCCGCCGCCGCCGCCGCCUGCGAAGCGGGCCCCUCCCCGGUCUACAUCAAGGUCAAGAGCGCGGAGCCCGCCGACUGCGCCGAGGGGCCUCGGGAGCGCACCGACGGCCUCCUGGUGUGA